CUUCAUCGGAAGUGAGUGCAGCACUGAAAAACGUCCGGCGGGCUCAAGCGGCGCUCUGCUAAAGGUUCCGUCUAAGGGGCACCGUGCGUUAGAUGAGCAGCUGGAAAGAUUUGUGUAAUAUUUUCCUCUGCCAUGAAUGAAGAAGAGCUGGUUGAAGCCUUUAAAACCCGGAUGAGGCAGGACCCAGAUGUUGCCUCUGCUGUGGCAGCCAUCCAUGCAUUGCUGGAGUUCUUGAAGAGAGACAAAGGUGAGACAGUUCAAGGGUUGAGAGCAAACCUCAAGCAUGCUAUAGAAAUUCUCUCUGGUGUGGACUCUUCGGUUGCUGUCUCUUCUGGGGGAGAGCUGUUCUUAAGAUUCAUCAGCCUCACAUCUUUGGAGAACCCGGACUAUUCCAAAUGUAAAGAGGUCAUGAUUAAGCGAGGAGAGCUUUUCCUCUUGCGCAUCUCUCUUUCGAGGAACAAAAUAGCCAAACUUUGUCACACUUUUAUCAAAGAUGGUGGGAGAAUCUUAACUCACGCUUACUCAAAAGUGGUCCUGCGAGUGUUAGAAGCUGCUGCAGAAGCAAAGAAACGUUUCAGCGUCUACAUCACUGAAUCGCAGCCCGAUCGAGCUGGGCAAAAGAUGGCAAAGGCCCUCAGUAAACUUGGCAUUCCGGUGACCAUCAUCCUGGAUGCUGCAGUUGGCUACAUAAUGGAAAAAGUGGACCUGGUGAUUGUUGGCGCUGAAGGAGUGGUAGAAAAUGGUGGAAUUAUUAACAAGAUUGGUACAAACCAAAUGGCCGUGUGCGCCAAAGCUCAGAACAAGCCUUUCUACGUGGUGGCUGAAAGUUUCAAGUUCGUAAGACUCUUCCCUCUGAACCAACAGGAUGUCCCAGAUAAAUUUAAGUACAAAGCUGAUACACUGAAUCAACGUAAGGCACUUACGGAAGAGCAUCCCUGGAUCGACUAUACCUCCCCAUCUUUGAUCACUCUGCUCUUUACAGAUCUUGGGGUCCUGACCCCCUCUGCUGUUAGUGAUGAACUUAUUAAACUCUAUUUGUAAAAA
Rhineura floridana is the source of this 1044-nucleotide messenger RNA. RefSeq names its product eukaryotic translation initiation factor 2B subunit alpha (gene EIF2B1). NCBI's taxonomy places the organism in Eukaryota, Metazoa, Chordata, Lepidosauria, Squamata, Rhineuridae. The transcript has 9 exons. The record is from RefSeq and is a predicted model, not a curated record. Gene Ontology annotation, biological process: translational initiation. Gene Ontology annotation, cellular component: eukaryotic translation initiation factor 2B complex. Gene Ontology annotation, molecular function: translation initiation factor activity; guanyl-nucleotide exchange factor activity. The coding region runs from base 133 to 1041 and encodes 302 amino acids.